Siniperca chuatsi (mandarin fish) is the source of this 3027-nucleotide messenger RNA. RefSeq names its product zinc finger protein 239-like. Gene Ontology annotation, molecular function: RNA polymerase II cis-regulatory region sequence-specific DNA binding; DNA-binding transcription factor activity. NCBI's taxonomy places the organism in Eukaryota, Metazoa, Chordata, Actinopteri, Centrarchiformes, Sinipercidae. Bases 414 to 1364 code for a protein of 316 amino acids. The transcript has 2 exons. The record is from RefSeq and is a predicted model, not a curated record. Gene Ontology annotation, biological process: regulation of transcription by RNA polymerase II.
GAACUAACCCAAACCAGUCAUUUCUGCAACGCCGGAAUAUAACCUAACCGCAAAGGGAUUUUGUCAAGACUGAAACCCUUACUCAUGUGUCGGAAUCUGCGGGGUCGCAGAACAUCUUGGGGGAAAGAAUGAAAAUGAGGAGAAGACGAAGAAGAAACAACUACGGGUCACGUGAUUGGCUCGAGCAUCUUUUUUUGGUCCAUUUUGGAUGAUAGCAAGAGCUCCGUGCAACCCAAGAAAAUGACCAAGUUGCAGUUUUUAAACGUCUUUUUGACUGAGCGUCUCAUGCUUGCGGCGCAGGAGAUCUACAAAUCUGUAGAGGACACUAUUUUAGAGUACCAGGAGGAGAUAGCUAUCAGGGAGCGGGAGAACGACCAUCUGAGACGCAGGCUGCGAGACGCUGGAAUUGAAAUAUGGCCAGGUUAGCUGUGCUGAAAGCUAACGAUCGCCCGUCCAUGGCGCUGUUGGACGAGGAGGAUGGUGAGCAUCCACGGCGUGAGUGGAGUCCCAGCAUGGGGCACGAAGAGCGUAUCCCUAUUCAGAUUAAGGAUAAAAGAGAUCUCCGGCCCAACCAAGGAGAUGAUCAGCUUCGUGGGCACGGAUCUUGCAGCACACCAGAGAACAUGUUCACUCCCCCGCGUGUUGGAAACGAAUAUCCCCAGGACGGUCCCCACACAUCCAACCUCCCUCAGAGUCAAGGUGUGGAGAACAGGGAGAGGGAUCCUGGAUCUCGAGGCUCCUCAAGGCAUGUGAAAGUAGAGAGUGGAGGAGGCCACAGAGGCUCUACUUCCUCCAACAGCGGCGCCCAGCCCCUCGCGCCAGUCAACCCAAACUGCUCAAAUGAGAAUAACAUUGACAUUAUUGGGGUUGAGAAUGGAGGACAGAUGGUUGGUGCUAAGGGAACUGGAACUGGAACUAACAGAGGACAGGCCUCACACAUGCGCAACCAAGGAGCCAAUGCCGUGGACUGCCCCCAUCAAAAAUCACCCCUACAAGGCCACAUAUCAUCCUUUUGCUGCAAGGUUUGUGGUGAGGCGUUUAGUCACAUUGGCCACCUGCAUGUGCAUGUACAAGUGCACACGCGAGAAAAACCUUACCGCUGUGGAGUAUGCGGGAAAUGCUGCAGCUCCUCCGGCAGACUCCAGGAGCACCAGCGUAGCCACACUGGAGAAAAACCCUUCCGUUGCCAGAUUUGUGGAAAGGGCUUCACACAGAUGGCUCACCUGAAGGUACACAUGAGGAUCCAUACUGGGGAGAAGCCAUACAGUUGCCCUGUGUGUGGCAAAUGCUUCAGCCGUUCUGACAAAAUCAAAAGGCAUCUCCAGACCCAUAGCCGCGAGGGAACAUAUUUCUCAGGGCAAUGAUGCAAGUUUUUAAACAACCCUGUUUGUGAAUCAUAUUGAUGUGGGAAACUUUACUACAAAAAGCUAAAAUUGCUGCCAUUAGGACAAGGCUUUUUUCUACUUUCCAAGAACUAGGGAUUCUGCAACUCUUUGUGAAAGUUUCUUAUCUAACCUAAUACUUCUCCACGCCUAGUCCCUCGAUAGAAUUUGUAUUAGCCAGUUUAGUAUGUCAUUUACUUAAUUUUGUACUUGUCACUGAGUAUUAAAUCUCUAAGACACAAUUUGAGUUAUUAGCUAGCCUUUAUGAAUUAUCUAGCCUUUCCUUAGUCAUAUAAUUAGCAUGAUGAAGUCUUCCACAUAUGCCUUGAAACUGAGAUGCAUUAAGAAAUGCAACAAUGUUCAGCACGGUCAUGGUAUUAUCAACCAUUCACUUCAUAUUCAUAAGUUAACACUUAAGUUUAAAAUCUGCAGACUUAACAACUAUUUUAGGACCAAAAAUGAAGAGUCAGUGUAAGCAUGAAAUUAUCUCAUCUUAAUUUCUCAGUUAACUAGAGAAUUGAUGGUCUGACAAAUGAAGCCAGUGUGUCUUCUGGCUUAGUCUAACACUGCCAGUAGUUUUUUUGUUUUUCAUGUAGCAAUUAGACAAAUGACAAAGUUUAGGCAAACAAAAAGCUACUGAAAUGCCCUCUUAAGUCUGACCUGGCACUUAUUUCCAUUUUAGUCUUUAUUUUAACUUCCUUUUUCUUCUGAGUGCUGUUACGUUGUUGCAAAGCUAAAUACUGCCAUCUCACAUUGUCAGUGCUUCAUGUUGUCCAUUGAAAUAUGGACACAUUUAUUGUGAGACUGCUCCACUAUUUUGUGAAAUAAUGUGAUAUUCUGUAAAAUACCACUAGUCUCGAAUCUACCAUGCAUUUAGGAAUUUUGUGGUGUUUGUUUUUUUUUUUUUUUUUUUUAAUGACAUGCACUAUGGCGUCUGUCUAAGACGAUGCAGAAAUUCGUUCUAUAAUAGGGCCAUACAGUAUUAGCUGAACCUAUCUGCGUUUUUUCUGGGGACUCAAUCUGCAAAGAUUUAUGUGCGUUUCCAACACAAUUGUCAUUCACAUGUGAGGUGUUUUUGGAGUGGCCUCAGUUGUGGUUGAUUUUCAGAAGUGGUGGUUUGUUUAUCAUGGAAUCAGGUACUUCCUCUGCCCAUCUUGGACUGACCCCCCUGAUCAGUAGACCCUACAGUUACCUUUCUCCUCUCAGGACUAAUGCUGCAUUCAUAACAUGAGGGCAUACCAGAAAUACUAAUGUCUGACUUGAAACAGCUAUUAUAAAAGUCAGAAACUCAGGGUUUCCCAUGGAAUUUGACCCUGCUUGUUGUAGGAAUAAACAUGACAAUAACAAUUUUAAAAACAUAAAAUAACAAUUUGCAUCUGAAUGUCCUGCAAAGAGAUGAACUAAAUAAAAAUUGAUACCUUCAUAGUGUGUCAAAGCUCAGUUGUUUCUCUGGGAUGAACACCAGCGAUCCCUCCAUCUGUGAUGAAUGCAGCAUGAGACAACUACAGGACGUCCUCACAGCUGACCAGCAGCCCUUCACUCACAGUCUUCUCUGGGACACCUUUGCUGCCCCUGCACACACACUACUGUACAGUGUUGUAUCAUUGCAUAUUAAAUGUUAUUUUUUAAUAAAGUAGUAAUUGAG